Messenger RNA from Chelonus insularis, 4261 nucleotides. It is a transcript of the gene trbd, whose product is annotated as trabid. Gene Ontology annotation, molecular function: K63-linked polyubiquitin modification-dependent protein binding; cysteine-type deubiquitinase activity. Gene Ontology annotation, cellular component: nucleus; cytoplasm. Gene Ontology annotation, biological process: cytoskeleton organization; protein K29-linked deubiquitination; positive regulation of Wnt signaling pathway. The record is from RefSeq and is a predicted model, not a curated record. The transcript is spliced from 9 exons. The coding region runs from base 941 to 3118 and encodes 725 amino acids. Lineage: Eukaryota; Metazoa; Arthropoda; Insecta; Hymenoptera; Braconidae.
AUCGUUGCCGCGCAUUGUUGUUCAUCCAUACAUGAAAAAAAGGUCGAAUAUUUAUUUCCAAGGUGAAAUCAACAUUUAUAUACAUUGUUAUAUAAUUAUUCAUCAAAAAUUAUUGUGUCUAAAACAAUAGCUACUGAAAUUUUCAGUAGAAACUCUAAUAAAAGCCUAGCACAUUAAAAUUCGAUGAUAAAAGUUGGCAACCCUGCUGUCUGUUUGUGGAUGACUGUCAAAACCUACUUUCCAGCUAUCGAAGCAUCAGCUUUUGAUACAAUGCAAAAAAUAUCAUGCUGAGUGUGUAGAAACGUGUUGAGACGUGUGGUGAGAGUGGACAGGAGGAAAAGUGUGUGUCUCUUUAUAAUUAGUGAGUGCAUUUCUGAUGGUUAAUCAACAGAUAUAUCAGCUCAUCACUGCAUGCCAUUCAUUUCUAAUUUGUGACUUGGAUCAUGAAAAGAGAAACAUGAAUUAUUAACAUUUGAUACUUUGUUAUUGCAUCAGUAAUUUAUUAAAUUUACUGAAACGUGAUUGAUAUUGUUUUGAUGCAGCAUAACCAAGGUGCUGUAGAAACUGGUGCAUCACUUCAGUCUUACUCGUUUUUUCUUCCAUUCAGGAUACUUUUAUUCAGCUAAUUAUUUCUCAAUGGAGCUAACUUAUAUAUGAUAAUAGUCUGUGAAUCUCAGGCUAAAAAUUCACCUUACUAGACAGUCCAAUAAUAAUGUAUAAGAGUUCAUCUUGAUUCAACUCAAAGAUUUUCAUCUCUUUUGGACAAAUUCAGUUUUUUCAAGUGUCAAUUACAUUUUAUCGGGUGUUUCUCGGCAGUAUUGUUGUUGGUGAUAGUUAGAAAAAUGUUUACAAUGUGAUUUAAGAUCAUCGUCUUCAUAACAAUAAUUUUAGAACGAUAAAUUUAAAAUUUAUUGUCACCAGAAAGACUGCUUCAGUAACGAUGAGUGGUAAAUUUAAAGAAUCCCAGUCAAAAUGGACUUGUGAAUAUUGUACCUAUGAAAAUUGGCCAUCAUCAUUAAAAUGUACAAUGUGUAGAGGAGCAAAACCAUUAUUAGGAGAAGAUAUUUAUAGAUUACGAGAUCCAAGUCCACAAAGAUCAGGAUCAAAUGUUGCCUCAGGUCCAGUAUCGUUUAGUCCCUCCACUGAAUCUUAUAAUUUAAGUCCACAAAACUACAGCCAAAAUGUACCAUCCGGUGGAAAAUGGUCAUGUGAAACAUGCACUUAUCUCAAUUAUCAAAAUACAACGCGGUGUGUCCAGUGUAGCAGCAGAAAGCCAGCUAAUCAUACUCAGUUGAUACAUUCGGCUUCUAAUCUACAUGAGCACCUAGCACCAUUGAGAUUAGGCGAUCCGCCGCCUAAUUCUGGACAAAAUAUUUCAACAAUUACUAAUUUUAUUGAUAAGUGGUCUUGUUCUGUGUGUACUUAUGAAAAUUGGCCAAAAGCUGUUAAAUGUGUUAUGUGUGGACAUAUUAAAGAACGAGAUAAAAAAGAAAAAUCAAGUAAUUCAAGUUUAAUAUUGCCAAGUCCUGAAAGAGAUCACAGUCAAAAAGGUUUACCAUCUCCUCCUCAGCAGUAUAUUCAAACUCAACGAGAUGAGAAUACAGCUGUAGCUAGGCGUUCACAUCGUUUUGAUACUAGAAAUGAUACUUUACCUUUAUCUCAGAAUCCAAAUGAUUGUGAUUACGAAACUAGACUCAAACAAUUGAGACGUCAUGGUGAUUGUUGUUGGUUGAAUGCUUGUCUUGGUAUUGUUGAAGGUGAUAAUACACCUGUAGAGGCUUAUUUAGCAAGUGGAGGAGACCCUACACGGCAGUUAACGCAUUCUGAAGUCUUACUUCUUAAUAGAAAUAGUGCCUUUGAUGUCGGACAUACACUUGUUCACUUGGCCAUUAGAUUUCAACGCGAAGACAUUCUAGCCACACUUUUAUCACAAAUUGAAGGCUCUGGAUCGGGUAUCAAACGAGUACCUAGCUAUGUUGCUCCUGAUUUAGCAGCUCAAAUACGUAGACAUGUCACCAAUAGUAUUCGUAUGCGUAAGGGUUCCUUUUCAUGUUAUUUUGUAACUGAUAUGGCGACAUUUGCGCUACCUGCUGAGAUCGAAGAUCUUCCAAGUGCAGUGCAAGAACAAAUGCUAGAAGAAUUACUAGAUCGUGAGGCACAGCAACAAUUAGAAGGAGGUGAUGGUGAACCACCAGCCCUGAACUGGUCAUUAGAAAUAACUGAACGCUUAGGAAGUCGUUUACACGCUUUAUGGAAUAGAUCUGCAGGAGAUUGUCUUCUGGAUUCAGUAAUGCAGGCAACUUGGGGUGUUUUUGAUCGAGAUAAUGCUCUCAGACGUGCACUUGCGGAUUCUCUACAACAAGCUGGUCAAUUUUUUUAUCCAAGAUGGAGAGAAUACGAAGCAUCACAAGCUUCAAGGAUGUUAGACUUUACGCUAGAAGAAGCUCAAUGGCAAGAUGAUUGGGACAAUUUAUUAACGACAGCAGCACAGCCUGGAAGUGCUUUAGAACAAUUACAUGUUUUUACUCUCGCCCACAUUCUCAGGAGGCCUAUUAUAGUUUACGGAGUUAAAUACGUAAAAAGUUUUCGCGGUGAAGACAUUGGAUAUGCACGAUUUGAAGGAGUUUAUUUACCGCUAUUAUGGGAACCUUCAUUCUGUAUUCGUUCACCGAUUGCUUUGGGUUAUACUCGAGGUCACUUCACAGCUCUUGUACCUAUUGAACCGUAUGCUUCAUCUAGAUUGCCCACGCUCUCAACUCACGGCGGUGUUGGCGUUGGUGGUGGAAAUAGUCCUAUGCAACAACUGCAAAUUCAAAUGCAAACUACUUUCAUGCCAUUGAUGGAUAGAGAACGAAAAUUACUCCCGAUUCAUUUUCUAAGCCCUGAAGAAAUUGGUAGAGAAGAAGCAAUACUGAAACAAUGGCUUGAUGUCUGCACCACUGAAGGUGGCAUUCUUGUAGCUCAACAAAAACUUCAUAAAAGACCACUUCUUGUUGCUCAGAUGCUGGAAGAAUGGCUUAAUCACUAUCGCCGCCUAGUUCAAAUGAACAAUGCCCCUUUUGUGAGACCAGUCGUCCAACAGGAAUAUAGUAGUGAUGGUGAUACUGAGGACGAAUAACAUUUGGCUGGUGCAAUUUGUUAAAGUAUUGGUAAGCAUCCACAAUCAUCUCAUAGUCCCCUUCAUCUGCAGGUCCUCAAACAAAUACGGUGUAUAGGUAGUAAUGAUCUCCAAUAAUCACAAGAAUGAUUAGUACUUCGAGUACUAGUACUGUUUCGUACUCAAAUGACGAUUUAUUAUAGAUGCAUAAUCCACUGUUGUUUGAUGUAAUGAAGGAUUAAUCCAUCAUUGGUUUAUUUGCAACUAUUUUAAUUUGCAAUAUUAGGUACAUUAAAUCCUAAAUAUGUAUAAAAAAUGAAUCAUUUUUUUUUUUUUAUUUAUUAACUUAUUCAUUAGCAUAUGUAAAAGGUUUAUAAUCGUUUUUUUUCUACAUCGUACUUUGAUAAUAUUUUUUUUUUUUUGCAUUAGAAAUAAUAAUUGGGUCACUUUUUUUGUGCUAUACAAUAUUAUACCAUUGUUCAUUAAUAUAUUGACCAUUACAAAAAGGUACUGUUGACAACAGUAAUAAAAGAAUAAAAUGAAGCUCGUAAUAUAUAAUAUACGUUUUUAUGUAUACUUUACAUUUGGUGUGAAAAUUUUUUUUUUUUUAUCAAAUAAAUAAUAUUGAUGGAAUUAAUAACACAUGUAGUCUUUCAGACAUAAAGACGAAUCAUAAACAAAAAGUGUCAAUCGCCAAUUAGUGGUGUUUAUAAUUGUCUCUGUUAAAUGGAAAAAUGGAAUUAUAAUUAUAUAAGAUGUAAAAUAGAUUUUUUAUGAAAAUACUAUCUUUCUCUUGUAAGAAUAUUAUUAUUAUAGAUUAGGAUUUGAUUCAUUUCAAUGGAUUCUAGCUUGUUGUGGGCUAUAGAUGGUAAAAACGUGGAUACAACGAUUUUUCGAAUAGAUAAAAUUAACAAUUCAUUAUGCUGUGUUAGAUGGUUUCAAACAUAGAAUGCCAAUUAAAACAUUAAAGUGAAUAAAGUUAAGUUCGUGAUUAAUUGAUGAAAUAAAAUAAUAAAUAAAAUAGAAGGUAUGAUUAUGGCAAUGAACGAAGUGAUGUGAAAAAAUUGAUAAAAGCAGCUGUGAAGUAAUAGAGCUUUUACAAUAAUAAAAAAAAAUAAGUAAAAGCGAUUUAAGAAUAAAAUUAAAUAAUUUCUUAAACAAUAA